Cottoperca gobio is the source of this 4077-nucleotide messenger RNA. Its product is annotated as cholecystokinin receptor-like. Gene Ontology annotation, molecular function: neuropeptide receptor activity; gastrin receptor activity. Lineage: Eukaryota; Metazoa; Chordata; Actinopteri; Perciformes; Bovichtidae. Gene Ontology annotation, cellular component: plasma membrane. The transcript has 5 exons. Gene Ontology annotation, biological process: neuropeptide signaling pathway. The record is from RefSeq and is a predicted model, not a curated record. Bases 236 to 1603 code for a protein of 455 amino acids.
AGUCCGGUGCUGUGUGCGCUUUACGACCGCACGUUAAAUAACUUCUUCACGGACCGGCUAUUCUCCUGUUAUUCCCCGGUGUUACAUUUUAAACCUCCAGUUUGGGUUUUCUUCCAACUUUCACUACGCCCCCUCUCCGGCUGUUAUGAAGAAAAACUCGACGGCUUCAAGUUGCGCGGCUCCAGUGUGAAGCAGCACCGUGCAGGUGUAAAUAUCGUCCGUGUCUCCGGAGAGGAUGGAUCUGCAGUCGGAGAAUGUGAGUGUGGUGCCUGGCGAGGUGUUGGCGCGCUGUGAGGAGCAGGGGAACCUCAGCAUGGAAGUUACUGACUAUAAUAUCAGCUGCAAGAACGUCUCGGUCAUCCCCAGAGCGACCAGAGGAGUCAAUGAGAUGGACUCCUUCCGCAUCCUGCUUUACUCCCUCAUCUUCCUGCUCAGCGUCUUCGGCAACAUGCUGAUCAUCGUGGUCCUGGUGCUGAACAAGCGCAUGCGGACCGUCACCAACUCCUUCCUGCUGUCGCUGGCGGUCAGCGACCUCAUGAUGGCCGUCUUCUGCAUACCCUUCACCAUCAUCCCCAACAUCCUGGAGGACUUCAUCUUCGGAGGCCCCAUGUGCAAGAUCGUCUCCUACUUCAUGGGGAUCUCUGUCAGCAUCUCCACCUUUAGCCUUGUGGCCAUUGCCAUCGAGAGAUACAGCGCCAUCUGUAACCCGCUGAAGUCUCGCUCAUGGCAGACCCGAUCUCACGCCUACCGCGUCAUCGCUGCCACCUGGGUGGUGUCGCUGCUAAUCAUGGUGCCCUACCCGGUGUUCAGUGUCCUCAAGUCUUUCCCUAAGGCCAAUGGCACUGUUGGCCACAUGUGUCGCCUGCACUGGCCUAACAGGCAAGCUGAGCAGUCCUGGUAUGUGCUGCUGCUGUUCACUCUGUUCUUCAUCCCGGGAGUAGUGAUGAUUGUAGCCUACGGUCUGAUCUCCAGAGAGCUCUUCCGAGGAAUUCAUUUUGAGCUGGGCCAGAACACAGAGACCACCACCGCCGGCCAGAAGAACUGUGUAGGAAAGGUCGUCCCAAGGUCCAAUGAUGACGACGAUGGUUGCUACAUCCAGGUGUCUAAAAAACCCUCGUCCGCUGUGGAGCUCCACACCCUCUCUGCCUCAUCUAGCGCCACCCAGGCCAAAACUGAGCGCGCACGUAGCAACACCUCGGAGGCCAAGCUGCAGGCCAAGAAGAGAGUCAUCCGCAUGCUGAUGGUGAUCGUGGCGCUCUUCUUCAUCUGCUGGAUGCCCCUGUACUCAGCCAACACCUGGAGGGCCUUUGACCUGGUGUCAGCCUCCAAAGCCCUCUCAGGAGCGCCCAUCUCCUUCAUCCACCUGCUGUCCUACACCUCGGGCUGUGUCAACCCCAUCAUUUACUGCUUCAUGAACACGCGCUUUCGCAAGGCCCUGCUGUCCACCUUCGCCUGCUGCUGCCGCAACCGGCUCUGUCGCUGGUGGUGCAGGAGGAAGGAGGGAGGAGAAGACGGCAUCAACACCACAUCCAUGGCCACGUCGAUGGCCACCUCCAUGUCCAAGUUCAGCUACACCACCAUCAGCUCCGCCGGCACCUGCUGAGCCUCGGGUGGAGCUGGGUGGUCACAUGAGAGGUUGUCAGGGGGCAGCGGUUACUGUGUGCACCAUCUCUUUAAAUCUUCAUCUUAAUAUGCUAUGAGUCAUGCGCUGAGUAAUAUUCCUGCCCUCGUUUAUGAAGCCUUUUUAAAAAGGUCUCCUUCAAAUUCUGUGUGCAUGGUUGCAGAAUGUGAGGCGGGCAAAACGCUGUUUCAGUUUUGUGACAUUCUUUUUCUUCUGUUUAAUUGGCAGCAUCCGCUUUGUUGCAUCCCGAAGAGAACAUCAAGUGCCUGUGCUCUUUGUGUGGCUUUGUUUGUCAUGGUAGUUUGUUCACUGGCUCACUGACAUUUGAGUGAAAACUGCGUUGAAAAUAUGAAUCCUGUGUACUUGUAAAUACUGUUUUUAUGUUCUUACUGUGCCAAAGGUAAAUACUGUUGAACAAGGAGGACUUAUUACCUCAGUAAUGAAUCAGUAUGGAGUUCAUAUCCUUUUGUGUUUAAUGUGGUUUGAUCUUCAGUCUGUCUCCGUUAUCAGAAUUAUUCUGCUGAAGGCUACUCUGGAGAUUGUCGGGUCACUCAUUUCUGAAAUCUUUGAACAGCAAGAACUCUGUCUCUUUACACUGAGAGAUUUAAAAAGGGUACAGUUAGUCCAGAUGUUUCUGGACACUGCUUCUUACUUAGCUCUGACUUAGUGUUUCGCUCUUAUUGAGUUAUGUUUCAUCACUUCUUGUGUGUACAGCAGAUCUUCUGCGAACACCAAAAUGGACUGUUUUGCAGCACCGCUCUGUGAUUCAGGUGGAUAAGGCAGAUGCGUCUUUACAUAAACAUCUCCACGAUAAACAUCUCCACGAUAAACAUCCGAGGACUGUAAUUAAGUCUUUGCAUACAUAAAUGAGAAAACCUGGUGUUUAGAAUGAGGCAAUUCACUCGUGUUCAUCCACACUGCAGCAUGACAAACUGGGAUCAAACCGGCUUGGUCGUGGAGCCUACAUUUCCUGUUUCCACUGCAACGAGUGUUUGUAGAAUACUGAUGCAGACAUUAACAUGAGGAUGGGAACUGUUAGAGAAAGUGCACAUCGUCCACCCGUAAAAAGGCUGAUUGCACCUGCGAGUUGAUCCAGUCUGACCUUGCUACACAUGGCACGGAAAAGUGCUUUAGUCAAACUCACCUUUUCGUCUCAAUUAUCUCUCUGGUGUCUUUUAUGUACUGACUCUGCCUUCCGCUGCAGUGCUGCCAAUUACUCUGAGCAUUACCUAAGUACAAAGACCCCGUCUCCCGGCUUAGACUAAUGAGGUGUUUUUCAGGGACCCUCUCCUCUCCUGCAGUGCAAAUCUCAUGGCUUUGCCUUUGGAAAACUGAUGACAAGUUGCUCCUCUGACGUGCCACAACUGAGCCCGUCAAUUCAUCGAUAAUAACACAAAUACAUAUAUACAUAUAUAUAGAUAUAUUCGUCCAAUCCUAUUCUCUAUGCAGCUAGCUUCAAUAGCUAAUCCAGAGGAUCCUUUAUGUGUUAGCUUUGGUUUGAAAUGAUAUAUGUAAAAGUCAAAUGUUUCUGAAAGACUUUAAGAUGAAUUAAGUCUUUCUUCAAUGUUAAGGCAGACUUGUUUGAUUGAUGAUUUCUUGAUUCAAAGUAAAUAGCAGAUAUUAUUUUGACAGGAGAUGAUGUUCAUUUACAAGUUUCAAAUUGCCAUGGAAAUUAUUCAUAACUUCAUUCAUGAAUUCAUUCAAUUCUGCCAAAAUAUGGAAAUAAUGCUGUCGCAGUGAAUAAUUUUACAUCCCAUUAGGAUAUAAAGCAGACUGGAUGUUAUCAGUUGGCCUCUGCAACUCAAAAAUAUCUGGAUUUGUGUUAAACGGUGAGAUGUAAUACUUUUGUCCUGCAUACGGUGCACGUUCACAGCUUAGUGCUGUCGUCUCAUCACUUUCAAGUUUGGUCCUCUUUUUCACGUCCUCCAUUGCCUAGCACUCCCUGUCCCUGCAGCCCCACCCUCCUUUUUAUCCCUGUCAGUGCAGAGGCGUAUGAAUACAUGAAUGGCAAUAGCGUGUGGGUGACAGCUGAGAUUUGCAGGCACAAGCGCUGUCCGAGAGCAGUUUACAGGCUGUGGCAGAGGUGGCAGCGAGUUCGGCAGACAGACAAUUGGCACACAGAGAAGAGCCUGACUUCUUAACACCUCGUCUGGCGGCCGCAACUGUGUGCGCUUUUGUAAUUAAAGCAGGAGACGAUGAGUAAUUUCUUUGCAAGCCAACCUUGCGGAUUUAAUUCACUGUCUCUGUGCACCUUCCAUCAAAUUUGUAUUUAUUUACAUGUUUUGUUACGUUCAGAAAUUGCAGCCUAUAGUUUAUUGAAUUACAAACGGUUAAGUAUGUUAAAUUACCAUAGCGGAGUAGGAAUAAGGACUAUAAGCCUGUUAUCCAGAGCUGGUACUAUUUUGUAUUUAAUGGCCUGUAGAUUUACAACUUCUGAAAAUAAAUCUCAGUCUCCA